This is a messenger RNA of Diabrotica virgifera virgifera (western corn rootworm), 4644 nucleotides long. Its product is annotated as adenylate kinase 7-like. Gene Ontology annotation, cellular component: cytoplasm. Gene Ontology annotation, biological process: nucleobase-containing compound metabolic process. The record is from RefSeq and is a predicted model, not a curated record. Gene Ontology annotation, molecular function: AMP kinase activity; ATP binding. The transcript has a single exon. Lineage: Eukaryota; Metazoa; Arthropoda; Insecta; Coleoptera; Chrysomelidae. Bases 2354 to 3670 code for a protein of 438 amino acids.
UGAAAAAUAAUCAUUUAGGUUUCAAUUUCACUAUAUUCUUUAGAUUUCAGUACAUCGUUUAUAAAAAUAUAAAAGUUUAUUUUCCAAUAAGACAAGCUACGUUGUGCGUCAUUGUGUAACGAUAGAACUACCACAGAAAGUUGAGGUGCUAUUGUAGCUUCGCCUACAUCAGUCACUCAGUUGUAAGUUCGUCUUGACUCUAUAAGUACUUUAUUUAUAUUAUGUACAAGCGUAUCCUGCCUAAUAGUUUUACAAUGAAAUGCUACUUAUGACAUUUGAGUUCAUUCAACUGAAUGAAAUUAUAACAUUAGCAGAAGAACAACAAGAUUUAUGUCGGGAAGUUGCACUGACCCUAUUUAUAGUGAGGCAAGUUCAAGAGAAAUCGUUAGAAUACAACAAACCGGCAUAUUUAUGUUUCAUGGACCUUAAGAAAGCAUUUGACAGGGUAAAAUUAAAGGACGUUAUCCAUUUGUUAUACUGAAGAUACGUCUCUCUAGGAAUAAUAGUUAAAACGAUCGGAAACAUUUACAAGAACAAUACAAUAAAAGUAAAAGUAGAAAAUGAACUAGCUAACCUAGCUGAAUUCCUUGAGUCCUUUAUAUGUAUCCGUAUCCGUUAAAAAAAGGAUACCAAAUGGGAGAAAAACAACUUCCGUGCAGACGAUGCAAUACUAAUCUGUCAAAGUGAAGAUGAUUUACAACGUAUGCUGCCCCAAUUUAACAUAACUGCCAGAAAAUUUAACAUUUUAAUUUCCCCAAAAAAUAUAAAGUGCAUGUUUAUAAUAGCAAAUCCAAUAAGAUGUAAGUUGGAGCUGGAGGGAGAGAUAAUAGAACAAGUGAUGGAGUUUAAAUAUCCGGCAUCACACUAUCUAGUGAAACAAAAGUGGAAGAUCAAGUGAAUAGAGCAAACAGAGCCACAGGUUGCCUGAAUGACACAAUAUGGAGAAAUAAAAAUGUCGGAAAAGAAAUGAAAGGCAGAAUUUACAAAACAGUCAUCAGACCAAUAAUGCCAUACGCCGCAGAAACACGACCCGACACAGAGAGGACAAAAAGAUUGCUCGAAAUAGCAGAGAUGAAAACCCUUCGAAAAAUCGAUGGUAAGACUCUAUGGAACAGAGCUAGAAGUACAAAUAUACUACUCAGAUGCAUGGUGGACAACAUUAAUAACUGAGUAAGAAACAUAAGAAUAGAAUGGAAUGACCACAUAAGCCGAAUGACAACAAAUAGAGUAGUAAGGACAGCGAGAGGCGGUUCCCCAAUAGGAACACGAUCGGUGGGAAGACCACGAAAACGAUGGAACGACAACUUACUAGAGGCAAAUUGAAAAAAACAGACAGAGUCAUGUCUAUACAAAAAGAAUAAGAAGAAGAAGAAGAGAGAGGCAUUGUUGGAUUGCUUGCUGUCGAUGUUGAAGUUUGAUAUUUUUGGCUCCAGAUGAUGUAGGUAGGCCUUAUAUGUUGACCAUUUGAGUGUCUUCGGCCAGAGGGGGUCUUGAAGACAGCUGCACUUUUGUGUUUAUUUCACGUGGUGAUUGUACUUCGUUAUCCACUGUCAACCAUGUUUCAGGAAGAAAUCCCUCCCGAAUGGCGAACAGACAUCAAUUAUUAAUUUAAUCCAAGAAACUAGAAUAACGGAGAAAUCUCACUUAUCAAAGAUACCAAUCAUAGUCUUUAUAAAGAUUUUUAUUAAGACUUUCUUCUUCCUUUUCUUGUUGUGCCUAUCCGUUUCGGAUGUUGGCCACCAUCUUGGCAAUCUACACUUUGCACACUGAUGCUCUGAGAAUAUUUGUGGUUGGUGUGUUGAACCACGUAGGUAGAUUUUUCAGCCAGGAAAUCCUUCGCCUUCUUGGUCUCCGUUUACCUUCUACUUUUCCCUGCAAGAUUAGUUUCAGUAGUCCAUAUCUCUCGCUGCUCCUCAUUAUGUGACCAAGGUAUUUGAUUUUGGCUGUUUUUAUUGGGGUUAAUAGCUCUUUUUCUUUUUGUAUUCUCAACAAAACACCCUGGUACUAACGUGAAGAAUUUUAUAAAAUUGUAGAUGUAAAUUCUCUUGUCACGGUAUUAGUUGCCAUACUCCUCCGAAAAGUCUAUAGGUGGGAAACUAUCGAUAGUAGCAAUGUAAUGUAAUGUAAAUUUAUAGGUUUUUAUUGAUAAUUUUGCACCUCUACUAGUUUUAUCUCUUUUAUUGUGGAUGUAGUAUUAUGUUUUCAAUCUUUUGCGUUAUUUUGCCAGUUCUUAGCUUACUUAUCACUGUACAGCUCAGCUCUGACAACUGGAUCAUAAGUCAACUAUGUCAUAUUUAAAGCAAUUAACACUUUGACAGUUUAGUUGUGUUAAGUCACUGCCAAAGUCAAAAAAAUGAGUUUUACUAAAAAAGAGUUAAAACCACUUAAAGUUAUUAUAUACGGACCGCCGGCAUCUGGCAAGACUAAAUUGUCAGAACGAAUAUGUCGCCGUUAUGGAGCUCAUUAUAUAUCAGUCAAAACAAUGAUAGAUGAAACAUUGGAAGAUCUAAGAGCACGCAUUGAAAAAGAGACCGACAAACUUUUAACAAAACAUGUCAAAGAACAAGAUACGGAAACUACGGACGACGAAGACCAAGAAUUCCCAGGAGAAGAGGAAGAAGAAGAAAUAAAAGCAGUAAUAGAAGACCUACAAGAACAAUAUAGAUACAUUACUAGUACCAUGCAAAGAGGCGUUUCUCGUAAACUACCAGACGAGGUUGUAGUGCGACUGAUGAAGACGUUUUUGGCUACCGAGGUAUGCCAAACUCGUGGAUACGUUCUUGAUGGAUAUCCUAAAACUUUUGAACAGGCGAAAGAGUUGUUUGGUCAAGUUGCUGACAGUAAACGUAGAGAAGAGAUUCCUAAAGGUAUUGCAAGCGAAGGAGCUAUUCCUGGAGAAGGUGCACAGCUAGGACUUUCUUUAGGAAACGCAAAUGAACAAAUAAUGCCAAAUUACAUAGUAAGUCUAGAAGCCUCAGAUGAGUUUCUAUGUGAAAGGGUUAUGAGACUUCCUCAAAGACUAAUUAGGGGUACACAUUAUGAUGAAGUAAGUAUGUUAAAGAGGUUGGCAGAGUUUCGAGAGUUUGACUCACGGGAAAAUACUGUACUUACGUUUUUUGAUGAAGCUAAUAUUCAUCCAAUACUUGUAAAAGUUUUUGACGAAGAUACUGACGAACCGCUAAGUUUGGAUAGUAUUUUUGAUUUUGUUUAUAAAAUAUUUGGGGAACCAAUACCAGGCUUUGGUUUAACGGUGGAAGAAGAAGCCGAACUUAGAAAGCUAGAGCUCGAACAACUAAAGCUAUUGGAAGAAGGUGAGCGUUUAGAACGCCAGGUUAUGGAGAAGAAAGCUAAAAAAGAAUACGAAGAUAAAAUGGAGAGAUGGACUGAAACAUUAGAGAAAUUACAAAUAGAAGAAGAAAAGCUGUUAGCGGCUCAGAGUGAGCCUCUAAGAUUUUAUUUAAUGAAGUAUAUAUUUCCAACUUUAUCUAAAGGGCUGAUCGAAGUUGCAAAAGUGAAGCCUGAUGAUCCAGUUGAUUUUUUGGCUGAGUAUUUGUUCAAAGAAAAUCCAGAAGGUAAAAUGUUCGAUCCGUCAUACACUCGUGAAGGAGAGAGAAUUUUACAGCAGUAUCAAGAAGAAGUUAAAGAAACAAUAGAUGAAGCUCAUAAGUAAAUGGUACAAUAAUUAUUUGCUAUCUUGAAUUGGAAAAUGAUAUUGUAAAUUUGUUUUUCUUUUAUUAAUAAAAAAUGUUAUAUGUGAAGGUAUAAUUAUUUGAAAAAUUAAAGCCAUCGUUACAAUUACCAUCGAUACGAAGGUCAAAGUUUACGUACAUUGAAGAGUAAGAAAAAUGUUUUAUUUGGAAAGGUCAUCAUCAUAAUCGUCAGUAAUACCCGUGGUGGGUCUCGGUGAAUUCGUAACUAUUUUAAUCCCCCAUCCUAAUUACAGGCCAACUCGUAACUCUGGCGCGCAGGUAAUUCUUCGAUAACCCACUAACUAUCGGUGAAUUAGUAACUUUCAUUUUUAAGUAAUGUUGAUAAUUUAAUACCGGUAUUCCAGGUAUGUACUUGUAAAAAUUACUCUCUUUGAAGUUGGUGUAAGAGGUAUUCAGCAUUUAUGUAUUGUCUCUUGGAAGAGUUACUAGAGAAAAUCCAAAUAAAUGUUGUGAAAAUGACUGAAAUUCUUGUAACAGAUAACAGAUUUCGUAAUGAGUGCACGUGGGUGUAAGUUAUUGGUGGUAAAUAAUUUUAAAUUUCAAUUAAAGGAAGUGCUAAAAAGUGGAAAACAUUUAUGGUACUGUUCUGCAUCUGGUUGCAAGGCAACCUGUUAUACCGACGGAAUCAUACGGCCCCUAUUCUCAUUUAAAAAAAAUCAUGGAUUGCGUCAUCACGCCCAGAUGGAUGACGUUACUGGUAUGAUAUGUAUACUAAAAAAUUAGAAUUUAAAAAUAAAAAUCGACCUAUUUCGGGAUUUAUCUCCAGAAACGCCCAUUCUCGAGAAAAUGAAUUUAUUCCAACUCGAACGUCCUCACUGUAUUUGUUUAAAAGCCAAAAAAUUGUUUAUAACUUUAAAAACAGUGCUGAGGCCGCUUAGAUAAUAAGAUUUUAAUUAUGUAAAGUGUAUUAGAUAGGUAGGGAGCCUCUUUAUAU